Hypanus sabinus (Atlantic stingray) is the source of this 9572-nucleotide messenger RNA. RefSeq names its product BCAS3 microtubule associated cell migration factor (gene bcas3). Gene Ontology annotation, molecular function: protein binding. Lineage: Eukaryota; Metazoa; Chordata; Chondrichthyes; Myliobatiformes; Dasyatidae. The record is from RefSeq and is a predicted model, not a curated record. Bases 172 to 2907 code for a protein of 911 amino acids. Gene Ontology annotation, biological process: autophagy; response to starvation. Gene Ontology annotation, cellular component: cytoplasm. The transcript is spliced from 24 exons.
UCAGGAGGCCGUUGAAUAAAUUCACAUUUGGAUUGGUUGCGGGAGAUGUCCGUCAAACAAGGUCUCGGCUGGUUGCAUCCUAGCAUGUUUGGUGCCUGGUCACCUGUGAACGAACAGCUGCUGAGUGAAGCCACCGAGGAAAUCGCGGUUUAGUGGCAGAGAAGAGAAGCUAUGGCUACAGACUCUCCACGUCGUUCCAGUCGUUGUGCUGGUGGAGUCGUGGUCCGACAUCAGGCAGUAACGGAACAGUCAUAUAUGGAGAGUGUUGUUACCUUUCUACAAGAUGUAGUCCCACAGGCAUACACUGGCUCAGCUCCAACAGAUGAGAAAGAAAAAAUAGUCUGGGUUCGCUUUGAAAAAGCUGAUAUAAAUGAUCUUGCAAGAAAUCCAGAGUAUCAUGAGAUGAACAAUACUGGAAAUGAUCCUCCAUUGCUGCUGCUCCUUGGGUAUGCAGAUGGAAUGCAAAUCUGGAGCAUCCCUGUGAGUGGCGAGGCUCAGGAGCUGUAUUCUAUCCGUAAUGGUCCCAUCCGGACAGCAAGAGUUCUGCCUGCCCCGCAGACAAGUCUUCAUAAAAUUGAUAAUUUUGCCGACAAAAGGCCGCUUCUUGGUGUGUGCAAAAGCACAGGAUCAGCGGGCCCACCAUAUUGCUGUGUAGAUCUAUACUCUCUUCGUACUGGUGAAAUGGUCAAGUCCAUCCAGUUCAAAACUCCCAUCUAUGAGCUGCAUUGUAACAAAAGGGUCUUGGUAGUUGUAUUACAGGAGAAGAUUGCCACUUUUGAUAGCUACACUUUCGCUAAAAAGUUCUUUGUCACAAGUUGUUUUCCAUGUCCGGGGCCAAAUCCUAAUCCCAUAGCACUGGGAAGCCGUUGGCUUGCCUAUGCUGAGAAUAAGCUCAUUCACUGUCAUCGAUCCCGCGGUGGGGCCUGUGGAGACAACAUCCAGUCUUAUACUGCCACAGUCAUCAGUGCUGCCAAAACAUUCAAGACUGGACUCACCAUGUUUGGGGAAGCAGUGGGUCGGCUGGCUGGCAGUUUACCCUCGGGGUCACUUGAGGAUGAGGUUUCCACACACAGUGCCUCUCGACGCAGCCCGCACGUCCCUGGGGUUGUCACAAUCAUCGAUACUGAAACUGUUGGGGAAGGACAGGUGCUUGUCAGUGAGGAGGCCGAAGCUAAAGGCAUAGUGGCUCAUUUCCUGGCUCAUGAUAAUAAACCCAUUUCCUGCAUGGCUUUCAACCCCAGUGGAAUGUUGCUGGUUACCACUGACACACAAGGUCACGACUUUCAUGUAUUUCGGAUCCUGACGCACCCAUGCUCAUCCUCUCAGAGUGCGGUUCAUCAUUUGUAUACCUUACAUCGUGGAGAGACAGAGGCUAAGGUGCAGGACAUUUGUUUCAGCCAGGACUGCCGCUGGGUGGUGAUCAGCACACUGAGAGGGACCUCGCAUGUGUUUCCCGUAAAUCCAUAUGGUGGGCAGCCCUCUGUGCGAACUCACAUGUCUCCUCGCGUGGUGAAUCGCAUGAGUCGAUUUCAGAAGAGUGCUGGGCUAGAAGAUAUUGAACAGGAGCUAUCAUCCAAACAAGGUGGACGCUGCAGUCCAGUGCCUGGUCUUUCGAGCAGUCCUUCCACUUCACCUCUUCACAGCAAACUAAGCGGCCAGGACAGUUACAACAGUUUCACCAACAACAAUCUGGGCAACCCACGGUUCUCACCCAUCCCAACUCUGACCAUUGUGCUGCCCCUGGCACAGAUCAAACAGCCCAUGACACUGGGAACCAUCACAAAGCGCACAGGUAAGAGCAAGUCUAGGUCCGUUCCACAGAUUUCCCCAAGCAAGGCUGUGGGUGGAGAGUUCUGUGUUGCUGCCACAUUUGCUUCAUCGCGUUCCUGGUUAACCACCAAUACUGGCCUGAAGCGGGAGAAAGAUCAAUCAAAGCAGUCAGUGGUGGACUCCCUGUUCAUUAUAAGUUGUUAUGGUAACCUGGUGGAGCACACAAUUGAGCCACGGCCGGUCACCACUGCGCAGAAGAUCAGCGAUGAUACUCAGCUGGAGCUGUUGACAUCUCCUCGAGCCAGCUGGUCUCUGGCCAGGACUCCGCAGUGGAAUGAACUUCAGCCACCCUUCAAUGCAAACCAUCCCUUGCUGCUCAGUGCCGAUGCUGUCCAACAUUAUCAAAACCAGCUGGUUACAAUGGCAUCACCGGGCAGUCCUAGACCCACCUUUACACGCCACGAGUCUUGUGACAGUCUUGGAUCAGACCACAGUGGCCAAGAAGAUGAGGAGUGGUUAUCACAGGUGGAGAUUGUGACACAUACCGGACCCCACAGGCGUCUGUGGAUGGGCCCACAAUUUCAGUUUAAGACAAUCCAUCCUUCAGGACAAACAACAGUGAUUUCUUCCAGUUCGUCAGUACUUCAGUCACAUGGGCCGUGUGACACACCACAGCCACUAAUGGACUUUGAUACUGAUGACUUAGAGCUCAAUAGUCUGAGAAUCCAGCCAGUCCGCUCAGAACCUGUUAGCAUGCCUGCAUCAUCAAGGGUAAUUGCUGAUCGGAGAACUCUUUCAACUGUGAUUGAUGCUGGGUCAGGGACGUUUGACCGUAGCGUGACGCUACUGGAAGUGUGUGGCAGUUGGCCAGAGAGCUUUGGACUGCGACAAAUGUCUUCUAUCGAUAACACUGACGAAGGACUUCGUGAGCGUCUGGCAGACGCCAUGUCUGAGUCACCCAGCAGGGACAUUGUGGGCUCUGGAACAGAACUGCAGCGAGAGGGGAGCAUCGAGACACUAAGCAACAGCUCAGGCUCCACCAGCGGAAGCAUCCCACGCAACUUUGAGGGCUACCGGUCACCUUUGCCCACCAACGAGAACCAGCCACUUAGCCUCUUUCCAACAAGUUUCAACUAAGCCCCUUCACUCAUCCCUCUCACACAACCCUCCCUUCUUCUUCCUCACCCCCAGCCCCUAUCCUCUCCUACUCUUUUCUUCUCAUCCUACCCUUUCCUACUCUUUCUCUUCCCCUCCCUCCACCCCCUCCCGCAGUAAUUUCCUGCCAUUGGAGCCAUGCCAACCAAGGUCAACAAAAUGGACCGCCGGACACUGUCUCACCAUCUCCAGUAAUUACUGCACUGACACUUGUCACCUGAAUGGCGGACACGAUCACAACUUGUAACUCGUAGUUCAUGGUUUGUAUCAUUCAUUGGAGUUGGCUUUCCAGACCUCUAAUUCUCAAAAAGAGAUACUAACAAAGGGAUUAUUUACACUGUUGAAUCAGGGACAUAUAUAUCUCUAUUUCAUGUUCUUUCGGUUAAUUCAUGUUUGCAAUGCUUUAUUUCUGGGGUUGGAUCUGCCACUGUUGCCUGACUAGGAAUGUUAAAUUGAUACCGUUUUGGGUUUCAGUGGGAACCUCUUAUCUGAGGUUUCCCGCUUUGUGGAUUGCUGUGAUUGGGGUUUCUAACAUUAAAAAGUUCAAGGAUCACUUGUCCACUGACUCCAUUUGCAUCCUGCUAUUAACCUCCUUGGGGCUGGGAGGAUGACUGGGAGAUUUCACGGCUAAGACGUUCAAUGUUGCAACAAGAAUCACAGGGGUGAACUGAUUACAAACAGUCGGCUCAGUAGUCAGUUCCCAGACUCUGAGGUCCCUGUGCUCCAACUGCUCCAGUGAUGUGGUCAGAACACACUGGAUCAAUAGAGAUCACUAGUCAAACAUCUAACAAAUAAAAAUGUGUAUGGAAUUCUGGUGGGAGAGAUUGCCGAAAGUAAAAGAUUCUGAAAAGUCCCUUUAUUUACUCUAAGUUACCACUGGAAAAUGUCAUGUCCAGCUGUAUCAUUGCUCUCUCCAAUCAGUUUAGUCACUCUACUUUUGAAGUGCUGACUUCCCAUGGUAUUCGGCACACAACCACCUCUCUGAUGGAUAGGAGUCCUAGGCAGGCUGACAGUUCAUCUCAAGCAAAGAGGAACUACCGUGGGAUUCGAGUCUUAGGGGAACUGACCUGCCUGUCUCUGGCUCAAGGGUCUUAGAAGAACUGACCUAGGAAAGAUAGCAUGGGAACAGACCACCCUACUGUGAGACUUGGAUCUCAGGAGAACUGACCUGCUUGUCUCUGGCCAAAGGGUCUUAGGGGAACUAAUCUGUCUGUCUCUGGACCAAGGCUACCAAUAUGUUCUGUUGCUCACAUGCACAAAAUGCUGGAGGAAGUCAGCGGGCCAGGAUACCUCUACAGAAAGGAAUAAGCAGUCUUCAUUUUGGGCCAUUACCCAUACACUACGGGCUGUGGAAAGUGCCACUUGUUCAGUGGGUUUUGGCUUUAAAAGAAAAGUUGUACUUUUAAACUGCUCUAGCACUCCACUGAGUUGAGCGCCUUUAAAUAGCCUGUGAUUUUCCUGGUAGGAAAACAUUAUAUUCAGUGUUAGACUAAAACUUUGUGAUAAUCUGUAGGCAGUGGCACAAUAGCUGCCGCCAACACUCAUUGGCAUUGACCUUGGAGACUCACACGCGAUGGGAUUGUGCCGUGCCACAGAUUGAGAAUGUGCAUCAAUCACAGGAUUACUGUCUCAUCCGAAGCUGGCAAUGUAAUCUGCAACCAUUGAUUUCCUCACUCGAGCUGAGUUUUCUCUUAGAGACAGGCAGAGCAGCCACAACACACAGACCACAAACAACAUCGCAGAGGUUUGCUGAAUGAAUCAUCGCCAAACAUGUCAGUCCAGUGACAACAGUGCAGAGGAGGACAAAUCUAGUCUAAAUUAGUUCCAUUUAAACAGAAUUAUUUUUUCCACGGUUUUUUUUUGGCGGGAUCACAGUCAUUUGUGACGUUAAAGGUAGUCAUAUUUCCCAUUGUGUCUACACCCAGCCGCUCAGAUUAAUCUCACUUCCCACCAACUGGCUGUUAACCUUGUAGGUAGGUUUACUGGAGACACAAGAGAAUCUGCUGGAAUUGCUGGAAUCUGGAGCAUCAAAAAUCUGCCAGAGCAACUGAGCGGAUCGAGCAGCAGCUGUGGGGGCAAAAAAUCCUGUUUGUUUUGUUACUUUUCAGUCAUUGAGGUUUUAUUUAGAGAUACAGUGCGGUGUCAAGCCCUUCUGGUGCAAUGAGCCCGCACAGCCCAAUGACACCCAUGUGACUAAUUAACCUACUAACCCGUAUGUCUUUGGGACGUGGGAGGAAACCGAAGCACCCAGAGGAAACACAGGCAGUCACCAGAAGAGCGUUCAAACUCCUUACUGACAGUGGCAGGAAUUGAACCUGUGUCACUAGCCUGUAGCUUUACUGUGCCAUCCCAGUGCUUCAUUUCAUUUCAUUUACUAAGAUAUCUAGCCUCAGUUAAUUUCAGCUGAGGAGGCAAGUUCCACCUUGGCGUCAGGAUCCAUGGAAACCCACCCAACCCCCAGUCAAUCACCCACCUUGGACAGCAAAGGUAGCAUAACCACAAGCAUUGACUUCACUAGAGCUUGACCCCCAUGGAUACUGGCCGUCAGUAGGACAGUAUCGUGCUCACUCUGCUCCCGGGAAAUGUGUUCAGUGGAAGCCAUCAGUAUGUAGUGAGCUUCAGGGGUUCUGUCAGAUUCAGAUUUAUAUUUAUUUACCACAUGUGCAUUAAAACAUGCAGUGAAUUGUGGUGUUUGCAUUAACAACCAAUGUAAGGAUGUGCUGAGGGCAGCCUGUAAGUGUCAACAUGCUUUCCGGUACCACACAGCAUUUCCACAACUUUCAGCAGAAGUACACAGGCAACAAUAAUGGCAAAACUAAACAAAGUUAAAAGUUCAACAGCAGCAAAACAAGCCCCUUUCCUCCCACCCACCCACUCAGACAGACCUCCAGCUCUAGAAUAGGCCACCUCCAGAGUUCUUGACUCUGGACAUGGGGACAUUAGACCUCUCAUUCCUAGACAUGCCAGCCCAGGGGAUUUGACCAUCAGUCCUCGAACUCUGGGUUUACCAACUUUGGUCUUUGACCUCUGGUAUUGACCCCAGGACUCGCUGAUUAUGAGACAUUGAGCUCCAGGCUUCCCACAUCUACAUAGUAUACAGGUUAUGUCCUUUACUGGCACACUCUCAGAUCAGUACAGCUAAUGUGGUGGGCUCCAUUGGCACUAGCUCUGACUUGGCGACGUUUCUCAUUGUCUCCAUCAUUGAGGAGUGAACUCCUUUGGGUACCAACUGAUAUUGAGAUACAAUGUGGGUAUUUUGCCUGAGUGAUCAUUUUCGAUUUGUGACUGCGCCCACUGUGUGCCUACAGGGUGGUUCAAUCAUCGGGAGCUGAACCUAAUAAUUGUUUCCGUACAUUGUGGAAAAUGUACAGCAUCUCCACUCAUGCAUCGACACUUCUUUUUUGCUUUAAUAGUUAAAAUAACUUUGUUCUUUAAUUACAAAGAAGUGAAUUAAUAAUUAUUUAAAAUAUGUUUCAAUUUGCACAGAAAAUGACCCUGUGAAUCCAAAUUAAAGUUGCAGUCUCUGGUGCCGUAAGUCAGGCUAACUGUUUUAUUCCUGCAGCACAACCCAAUGACUAUUGCCCUGAGUCAUGCUGUGGUAGAGAUAUUCGGUUAAAUGCUCACAUUUUAUCUAAGGAUUUAGACUGUAAGAUUGUUAUCAGCCAUUUUAUGGUCUUGUGCCAAUGAGAACUUCCUGCCUCUUGAGCCUUGACAUAUUGGAAGAGUUGCAUUGGGAGAUUUUGAAAUCACCAAGGCUGGUUAGACGACCUUGGAGAUGUUUGUGGUGGGCCUAACACUGUGAUUACAGAACGGAUUAAGUCUGUCUAUCCAGCUGGACAGUGGAGAGAAGCUCGGGCUGUUUUUACAUUGUUGAAAUGAACCAGGUAAAGAUCCAGGAGGCCCAUUCCCUAGAUUUGAGGAUCUCAGGGAGAAGCCCCUCUCUCUUCUAUAUCUUCCCACAAUGUACUUAAGACUAAAAGACUAGUUAGAAAAAUUAUAUUUAUUCCUUUAUGUUUGUAUCGUGCAUGGGAAAUGACUCAAACAUAAGGCCAAGGAGGGUGAUUAGGCAAUUCAGCCCAUCAAGUGCUCCACCAUUUGACCCAUCUAGUGCUCUGCCAUUCAGUCAGGGCUGAUCUAUUUUACCCCUCUCAACCUUAUUCUCCUGCCUUCUCUCUGUAACUUUUGAUGCCCUUACUAAUCAAGAACCUGUCAACCUCCACUUUAAAGAUUCCCAAUGACUUGGUUUCCUUAGCCAUCUGUGGUAAUGAAUUCCACAGAUUCACCAUCCCCUGGCCGCAGAAGUUCCUCCCCAUGUAACCAGAGAAUCUGGGAAAAGAAUGCUAUCGUACAUAUUGCUGAAGAACUGGUAAAGCAAAGAAUACCAAGGGUGGCAAUACAGGGGAGGCAAUUGUCAGCAAGGAAUAUAGAGUGAGAGAUUAGCAGAAAAGUAUAUAUUUUAAAAAAAUAUAUUUAUUUAUUAAAUAGAAAAGUAUAUAUUGAAAAGGCAAUAAUGUUCAGAAAACUCUGGUGAGAGAGAGAAUGCAGAGGAACUGAAAUAAUAAAUAGAAUUAGAAGAACAUGUAUGAAUAGGAGUAAAUACCCAGGAAUACUGGAAGCACUGCAGUAGAGAGGGGAGAGGUGAAUUGCUGUCUGUAGUUUGAGUUAGGAACAGGCGCUACACCCAUGGGUAGUGUGUAGAGUACUGUGCGAAAGUUUUAGGAACUUAUAUAUACACACACACACACACACACACACACACCUCCCCCCCCCCCCCAGGGUAUUUAAGACUUUUGCAAAGUACUCUAUAUUGGUUAAAAUAGGAAGGUAGUUGGGAAACAGAAACCGGAGUAGCUUUGUAUUAACCCAGUAGCAUUAAGUGUUAUUUGGUAACUGGAAAGACAUAAUAUAUAGUACUGUGCAAAAGUCUUGGGCACCCUAGCUACGUACAGGUAUAUGUGCCUCAGACUUCUGCAUAGUACUGCAUAUAUAUAUAUAUAUAUAUAUAUAUACACACACACACACACACAUAUCGCACCUAUAUUCAUCACACACAAACGCACACAUAUGACAUCUACACACAUCACACGUACACAUACAUCCAUCACAUACACACACCAACAUAUCAAAUGCAUACAGAUCACACACGCACACACACACACACACACACACACACACACACACACACACACACACACACACACACCUGAUGUGAUCUCCAUAGUGAGAGGCAAUUGCUUACUUGCAUUGAUCUGAACAAUGAUAAUUUUUUUAAAGCUUCACUUAGAUUCAUCUCAUUAAUCAAUUUUUUGUUUCCUGCUCUUUUAUAUAAAACCAUUACCUUCCACACCUUUAGACCCACUCAGGUUAAACGGAUGUGAUUCACUCCCAAACCAGAGAUAAAUCUGCUUGUGCAAUGCUGAAGCCAAGGCUUUCGGUUGAAUUUGUUAAAGCGGAGAUUUUGUCUGGCCUCUUGGGAAGAUGUAACCGAUCUUGUUGCACUUCUCGGCAGUGCUGCAGACAAUGUGUAUCCCUCCACAAUAUGGAUAAACAAAAACAUGACCUGCCUCAAUAUCAGAUAAUGUCUGUGGGAUCUCGCAUGUCAGAUUAGCUGUUGAAGUUCAAGGUCAGGUUUAAUUGUCACUCAACCAUACACAUGAAUACAGCCAAACGAAACAGUGUUCCUCCAACAACAUGCCAAGGUGCAAACCACAGUACCAACAGUCAUACACAGCAUAGGGCACAAACAGCAUGUAUAAAUACAGUAGCAAUAAAACAUACAGUCACAAAAAAUAGUAAUAAUCUAGCCCAAGUUUCUAAGAGUCAUGGUCUGUAGAUUGAUGUUGCAUGGGAUGAUUAUCCUGAAGUAUAGUCUACAGUAAUGGCCGUGGUUCAAGAAUUUUUCACUGGCUGUGAUGGAUAUAAUAAUCUACUAGGUUCAAUAGUGUAAUCUAUUAGGUUCUGAAAGGCAUUGCAUAAAAGUACAAGACAGUCUAUCUUUCCUCUGGACCAACUGCCAGAAGAUGCCAAGCACAAAUUAUCCAAUUUUGUUUUGUUGUUGACUCCAUUAAGUAUUUUCCAUCUGCUCACCACUUCCUCCCCUCCCUCCUGCCCUCGAAAUCAGGAACUCACCACAUACAGAAUCACAGCCAUGAACUGGCGCCACCACAGAUUCUCCACCCAUCAUUCUUUGAUCCAGAUUAGAUCCUAAUCAGGGCCUGUGGUGUAAAUACAGUAAAACAUCAGGUCCUGCAAUGAAUUGUGUUUGUCGCUUUUUAUCAGACGUACUGUGCCUCCGGCCUUCACACAUGCGAUCAAAGGCAGACAUGCAGGCAGUAAAGGGAUUGAACUCUUCCUCAUCCCUUUCAUUAUCAAGUUGCCAGUAGAGUGUCUGUCUUCCACCCUGCUGCUGGUAAAUUGCCACCUCGAUGGCUGUAGAUUUGCUUCUGUACAGUGCACAAAGUGACUGACUUCCUGUAUUCUGUAAUGACACUGGGUACUGCUUUUGCUGCUAAUUUAAUUGCCAACUCCUAACUUCAACCAGUCCAGUUAAUAAAAAUAAAUUGUAAAUUUAACCGGUGAAAAUGUCUUCAGUGUUUUAGACAGAUGAACUCCUCAUAGCUCCCAGUAAAGUUGGGUUUCAGACUUCA